CAAUCGAGUGCAGCAGUUCCGGGUGUGUGUUAUUCGAUACUCUUCCUCGUCUACUUCCUGAUUGAACAUGUGCAGCGAUAGGAAUAGUAGCAGUUCAGAUGACGUGCCCAUUCGGCGGUCGUUGAGACAUCGAACUCCCAACAGAAGAUACUUCUCGGAGGACAUAUCGUCAAGCACAGAUCGUUCUGGGAACUCGGGGAAGUCUAAGGAUUCCAUCCUCGAGGAUUGUGACAUAUCCGUGUUGUGCCUGGACUCGCCAAUCAAGGAGAACGUCGCGAAAGCCAGUGAGCUCUUUGACGAGGCUGAAGACGUCGAGGGUGGUGAUAUUUACACGUUCAAAACGCCCAAGAAGAGAAAUGCCAUGUCUCUGAUGGCGACAAAUGCUGUGGCAUCGCCCCGGACACCAAAAUCCUCGACUCCUCAAGCGUCCAGGACACCAGGCACUGGCAGGAGGAGUGCAGUGCAGAAGGAGACACAGCUGGGCAAAACUCCGCAACAUAUUCGUGCGAAAAUCAAGAGAAAACUCUCCAAGAUAGUCGAAAGUUCAUCGGAGUACGAAGAGAGUGAGGAAUCCAGUGGGGAAUCUGAAACAGAGUCUAGUCUUUCCAGUUCUACGGAAGAUGAGCCGAAGACGCCGAAGAGGAAGAAUACGCGAAAGGUUGAAAUUCUCACAGAUCCCAUAACUCCGUCAGUGUCCACGAGAAGACGCAAUCUUAGGAGCAACACUGAGGCUCAGUACUGCCUCAAGAGUGACAACUACUUCACCAGUCACUCUGCCAAGGGAAAGUCCCUGACAUCUGAUCACACACUCGAUCGCUUGAAGACUCCUCGAUUGCCACAUGCGGAGAUGAUGAAGCUGCUGGACAUCGUUGAGCUGCCAGAAGCGCACGAGACGGCCAUAAAAGAGCUCCAGAAUGAGUACAAGAGCUUCUUCAGGAAGUGGCUGUGCACUUUGAGUGAGGGAUUCAACAUCUUGCUGUACGGAUUGGGCUCCAAGAGAAACAUCAUGAGUGAAUUCCACCAAGAGAUGCUGCAAGAUCAGCAAGUUGUCGUUGUAAAUGGCUUCUUUCCCAGUCUCACCAUCAAAGACAUCCUGAGCAGUAUUAUUUGCGACAUUCUGGACCUGGAUUCGGUGCCCACGUGUCCUCACGAAGCGGUUCAGCUGAUCGAGAGGCAGAUUGAGACGCACAUCUUCCUCAUAGUUCACAAUCUCGACGGUGCGAUGCUGAGAAAUAGCAAAGCUCAGAGUGUCAUGAGUCAACUGGCCAGAAUCUCCAACGUGCACCUCAUCGCUUCCAUUGAUCACAUCAACACUGCCCUGCUGUGGGAUCACUCCAAGCUCAGCAACUUCAACUUCACCUGGUGGGAUGUCACCUCAAUGCUGCCCUACACGGAGGAAACGGCCUACGAGAACUCCCUGAUGGUCCAGAACUCGGGCGUGUUGGCUCUGUCGUCGCUGAGGAGCGUCUUCCAAUCGCUCACGACCAAUGCCAAGGGUGUCUUCAUGCUGAUCGUGCGGAAGCAGCUCGGAAGUCGCGGCAACUCCAACUAUCCGGGGAUGCAAUUCAAGGAUCUCUACAGCGCCAGUCGUGAGGCUUUCCUCGUGAGCUCAGAUCUGGCGCUGCGGGCGCAACUCACGGAGCUCCUGGACCACGAAGUCGUGAAGAUGAAGCAGGGCAUCGAUGGUGGAGAGUAUCUGAGCAUUCCCAUUGAGGUGAAUCUUCUGCAGCAAUUUCUGCAGGAGAAUCAAAUUUGAAUUUGACUGUCAGUUUUUUGGGGAAGAUUCGUGUCAGCUGAUCACAACAAAUUGUUGCUCUUUGGCCCUAAAUUAUAUCCCAAAUAAAAGCGUGGUUUUGCAUGAGAAAUGAGUGUCUGUGCGAGGAAAACUGUUCUCCUGAAUUCUGGGCAUCACAUUCCCUUGAUUGGAUGAACUUACACAAUCACCGAUGCAAGCAUUCUUCACAACUCCCUGGAUUACGCCUUAUCAUCCGGAUAUCGCCUCAUCGACACAGCUACGGUGUACAGGAAUGAAUCCCA
Phlebotomus argentipes is the source of this 2037-nucleotide messenger RNA. RefSeq names its product origin recognition complex subunit 2 (gene Orc2). The transcript has 3 exons. Gene Ontology annotation, cellular component: nucleus; nuclear origin of replication recognition complex. Gene Ontology annotation, biological process: DNA replication. Lineage: Eukaryota; Metazoa; Arthropoda; Insecta; Diptera; Psychodidae. Gene Ontology annotation, molecular function: DNA replication origin binding. The coding region runs from base 68 to 1756 and encodes 562 amino acids. The record is from RefSeq and is a predicted model, not a curated record.